AUGGACGCCACCAACACCAACAACACCGCUGACCUUGAUGACAGAAUUGCUGGCCUCCAGCUUUUCUUGUCGGGCGAUUCCGCCGACUCCAUGGUCAUCUGCGGCCAGGAUGGCCAGGUCUGGGACACUCACCGUGCCAUCCUUCAGCGGUGCCCCUACUUCCGUGCAGCCCUGUCGCCGGUCUUCAAGGAGGGCCAAACCGGCAUCAUCCUCUUCAACGAUAUCGGCUCCAAGGAGAUCAGUAUCGUGCUGAAGUUUAUCUACUCUGGAAUUGUCAACAUCAACUACGCUGAGCACAGCUCCGCCAUGAUCACCUGCAACAAGAUUGCCCACGCUGCCGACUACUUCGAGCUGGACACCCUGAAGUAUCACGGACUGGGAAUCCUGAAGGCUUACUUUGGCGCCCAGCUCGCCGCCAUCUGUCAGGGUCUCCCCGUCUGGACUCCCUACGUCCCCAAUCUCAACUUCAAGGCUCUCUGUGUGGCCAAGUACCAGGAGCUUGUGCGUGUUGGCUUCGAGGACUGCCUGUGUGCCGCAGUCCGCCACGCCUACCAGCAGUCGUUCGACGUUGAGGCAAUCUGUCAUGCCUACGUCGAUUUUGUUUGCGCCGCCAGAAUGCACACAUUCCGCAGCAAGAAGGUCCAUCGCCUGGCCAAGGAGGUGUCCUCCUUCGGCAGUGAUAUUCUCAAGGCCAUGAAGUGGGGUGACGGACAUGAUGCCUUGGAUGCCGGCAAGGUGCUACAGCUUUGGGCCGCCCUCGAUGAUUUGGCCGCUGAUAACGUCUAA
This is a messenger RNA of Cryphonectria parasitica EP155, 786 nucleotides long. RefSeq lists its product as uncharacterized. The transcript has 4 exons. NCBI's taxonomy places the organism in Eukaryota, Fungi, Ascomycota, Sordariomycetes, Diaporthales, Cryphonectriaceae. The coding region runs from base 1 to 786 and encodes 261 amino acids. The record is from RefSeq and is a predicted model, not a curated record. Gene Ontology annotation, molecular function: protein binding.